Molecule: messenger RNA, 3242 nt
Organism: Bufo bufo (common toad)
Lineage: Eukaryota; Metazoa; Chordata; Amphibia; Anura; Bufonidae
Gene: MCU
Product: mitochondrial calcium uniporter
Exons: 8
Coding region: 31-1062 (343 amino acids)
Biological process (GO): mitochondrial calcium ion homeostasis; calcium import into the mitochondrion
Cellular component (GO): mitochondrial inner membrane; uniplex complex
Molecular function (GO): uniporter activity; calcium channel activity
Source: RefSeq, a predicted model, not a curated record
GCUGAGGUCCCGAGCGCUUCCAGUUGAGAGAUGGCGGCUACGGCAGGUAGAUCUCGGCUGCUGGUGCUCUCAAGGAGCGUCGCGGGGCUGACCACGGGCUUUCCCGGACUUGGAGUCAGCAGACAGCGGCCUCACAGGACGGUGCACCAGAGACUUCCUGCAUGGCUCUGCCAAAAAGUAGCAUUUUGCAGUGCAGCAUCGCCCUCUGAUGAUGUCACUGUGACUUACCAAAACGGGCUUCCUGUGAUCACCGUUAACCUCCCAUCCCGCCAAGAGAAAUGUCGAUUCACUCUGAAGCCUAUUUCAGAUUCAGUGGGAGUAUUUCUGCUGCAGCUCCAGAAUGAAGAUCGAGGGAUUGACAGAGUAGCCAUCUACUCCACAGAUGGAGCCCGUGUAGCCUCUUCUACAGGGAUUGACGUUCUUCUACUCGAUGACUUUAAACUGUCGAUUAAUGAUAAAAUGUACGAUGUACGGACACCAAAAAGAGAACUAUUAAGCCAUGAACAUGCAUCGACCAUGAAUGAUAUGAAGCAUCUUGUGCAGCAGUUGCACACCUCUAUGCAUAUCAAUGAUUUCCAGGUGAACAGGGAGAAGGAGCUCUGCAGUCGACUAGAGCUGCUUCAGGAGCAGCUUGAACCUCAUGAAAAGGCUCGGCUUCAGGCUGCUCAGAAAGCGGCGAAAAUGACCAGGAUUGUCCAGUGGGGCGGCUUAGCUUAUAUGUCUGUACAGUUUGGAAUCCUCGCCCGCCUGACGUGGUGGGAAUACUCUUGGGAUAUCAUGGAGCCGGUCACUUACUUCAUUACUUAUAGCGGUAUCAUUGGAAUGUAUUGUUAUUUUCUACUUACAGGCAAGGAAUAUAUUUAUCCAGAUGCCACAGACAGACAGUACUUAAAUUUUCUCCAUAAAACGGCCAAUAAAACAGGUUUUAAUUAUUUAGAAUACAAUCGACUCAAGGAUGAUAUUGCUCAGGUUGAGUUGGAUCUUAAAAGACUGCGUGAUCCCCUGCAGAUGCAUCUCCCAAUCCAACAAAUUGACAAAGAUAGAUCAUUGCAGGACUCCUAAAUCCCCAGCAAAACCUGUGGAUCUCUUUUUGCCUUUGAAAUUAAAGCAUUAUUGGUGGUAGCUGGGAUGUGGUAUUGGGAUGGGUGACCAUUUCUCCCUCUUUUGUGUUUCCUCCAUACAUUUUUGAUAUUUUUUUGUUUUUGUUUUUUUAACUUUUUAAGCUGCUGUUUAAGAAGUGAAUUUAAAGAGACCUUGGAGCCUUGACUUCCUAAGGCUUUGAAAAUUUCUUACUUAAUCCAUAUCAAUUGUUUUACUUGUCAAUGAAUGCAGAUGGAUGAUAAAUACAAGAUGAAGGUUCUGAACUAUGAUUGACCAUUUUUAUGUUUUUUUUUUUUCAAUGGUUUUACAGCAAGUUAGAAUGUUGCCUGUAGGACACAUUGGGUUGGUCCACUGGUUCAGUGGAGACACAUGACUAACACAGCGCACAAUUUAUGCCAUUUGGAGAAUCAUUGGACCAGUAGUAACCUCAGCACCAGGCUUGUCUCUUAUCUGGUGCCUAGCUGUCGUGAUACACUUCAGGUUCCUGCUCAUGCCUUUCUAUGUUCACAUGCAAGCUGUUCAAUGUUAAUCCAAGCCCCAACCACAGUGCAAAUUUCGGCUAUGCAUUUUAAGAAACCGCAUGUAAUUUUUUUUCUAUCCCCCUUGUAAUCCCUUUAUUAAAUGCUCCUUUCCCCAUCCCUCUCCUUCCCACUGCCUUUGCUAUAUAUAAACUUCAGGGGCUCAGUGCAUGAUAGGUUUUUAUGUCUUAUUUUUUCUCUUUUAAUUUGUUUUGUUUUCUUGGGGAGGGAGUUGUUUCCCUGUUCUGCACUCGUAAAUGGAGGAUCAGUAGGGUAGAAAAUCAGGGUUGCAUGAAGGGUUACCACCUUAUUCUAAUGCAAUGAACAUCAAAUCUCUUCAUAAAGAUUGACAUCUCCUGCUUCAUCCCCUGUUGAUAGAAGUGCCACAUCUUCCUGGAUGCCCUACCUGAUAUCCAGCCUUGUCUACAUUUUGUGUACAGUAUCCACAUACCACUAAAGGAUUGGAGAGUGGCAACGGCUGAAAUAUCGCCUCUAUCUUUUGCUCCAAAGUUUUUAGGGGUUUUCUUGCCUUUUUUCCUUUGGAAUAAGCUGCUCUUCCACAGACUUUAUAUAUCAAAAUGGUGCAGUUUCUUGUUGGGGUCGGCAUGGGGGUAAUGAUGGGUGGUAUUGGGCUUCAAUUUUGCAGAGACAAUUUUUUAAGGACUCCCCACUGUGAAAGGCUCCUACUUCGGGAAAAGGAUUACAGAACUAAAGAAGUGAAGCCAGAUGACUGGUGCCUUGCAUAUAUUGAGAGAGGAGAGUACAUAUAUGUUCUCUUCAUGCAUUGUUUGACUGGCAGUUACGUUACCAUGGACUCCUUUCCAGCCUAAAUCUUGUGCCCAUGUGGAACAUAGCUGGCUAUGCUGCCAACUGUAGUCUUAAGUAACUGCCUCUAACCUAAGGCUCUCCUCUCAGGUGGAUUGAAUCCAUUUUCCAUAUUUUUCUUUAUAUCUUUUUCUAUUGUGUCCUGUAAUUAUCCCAAGAUUGUAGAUCCAUGCAGGAGAUUGGCAAUAAACCACUUCCAGGCAUGAUGUGUAAGGCUGGUUUUUCUUGAGUUCUGCCAUGCCUUAAUAUGACAUCCAUAUCUUUAUAGUAUGGUAGUCUAUUAGGCGUGAAUGUCUGCUAUGGAGCAAAUCUGAUCGACAAUCAUGUACAUGUAGAGGCCCUAAAAACUACACAGAUCUUUGGUUGUCUGAAGUCAUCACAGCUUAACACCACAAGACAUCUUAAUAUGGUGAUGGCCAAAGCGUAAUCCUAAAGUUUUCUGCUUGGGUAACUGUGAUCUUGAACAGGAGAUUUUUCUUUUAACACUAAAAAAAAAUCGAAAGCUUUUAUUUUGCCAUUUGCACUUCUGAUGCUGAAGAAGCUAGAGGAAAUAGUGACUUAGACCUCUUCAGCAGCAAAGAGCCUGAUCCUGUUUGUAUAAAUGGUUUAUAAGAACAGUAAAAACACAGGAAUCAUGUCUAAAGGGUCUGGUAUGUGUGAGUGUGCGGGGAGAUUUGGAGCAUGGAGGAAUGUCCUAUAAAUAAGCAAAAUAUAGAUGUGUAAAAUCCUGUAUCAUUUAUGAAAUAUGUAUAAAAAAAAUGUAAUUCUGCAACAAUAAACACUUAUUCUGUUUUUCAA